GAUAUAGAUCUUUCGAAAAUAUCCAUAAUUUGAAAAUAAAAAAUGAAAAUAAAAAAAAACAACAAAUCUUUAUUAAAAAGUCCGAAAGGAUCACCAAGUAAGAAAAAAAAAUCAAACGACGUCAAUUCAAAUAAAGAUGUGAAACAAAAAGGUAUCAGUAAAAAAAAAAAUAAAAUUCGUAAAAAUUCUAAAAAUAAAAAAACUACGAAUAAUGAAGUUACGCUGCAUCAAACAGAGAAAACUCAAAAUAAAAUUAAUGAAAGCGAAGUUCAUAACAAUAUAAAUAAAAAUAAAAUACGAGAAUUACUCAAGCAAAAGAAAAAAGGAACUUCUAAUCCUACAAAUAAUUCUGAGACGCUACGAGAAAGAAUAAUAUCUCAAUUAAGAGCAUCUAGGUUUAGAUUUUUAAAUGAUACUCUGUAUAAUAAUGACAGUUCAGAAUCACGUAAGAUGUUUAAAGAAGAUCCAAGUGCUUUCAAAGCAUAUCAUAAAGGCUAUCAGUAUCAAGUGGAGCAAUGGUCAUUAAAUCCACUUGACGUUAUAAUAAAUGCUGUUAAAAAAAUGCCGAAAGAGUAUGUUAUUGCAGACUUUGGAUGUGGAGAAGGAAGAUUAGCUGAUUCUGUCAAACAAAAAGUACAUUCUUUAGAUUUAGUUGCUGUGAAUGAUAAAAUAAUAGCGUGCGACAUGGCUCACACUCCUCUUCUUACAAAUGGCAUCAACGCUGUAGUUUUUUGUCUAUCACUCAUGGGUACUAAUCUUGUUGAUUAUAUUCUAGAAGCCAACCGGGUGUUAAAAAUGGAUGGAACUCUCAAAAUAGCGGAAAUUUCAAGUCGAUUUGAUGAUGUUAAUGAAUUUGUUAAUUUAUUAAUGUCAUAUGGAUUCAAAAACACAUGGACGGAUAUUGAUCAUAAGUAUUUCUAUUUUAUGGAUUUUAAGAAAGUUAAAAAUGUUGAUGCGAAAUGUAAAAAG
Cotesia glomerata is the source of this 969-nucleotide messenger RNA. RefSeq names its product ribosomal RNA-processing protein 8. The record is from RefSeq and is a predicted model, not a curated record. The transcript is spliced from 3 exons. Gene Ontology annotation, molecular function: methyltransferase activity. Gene Ontology annotation, biological process: regulation of transcription by glucose; rDNA heterochromatin formation; cellular response to glucose starvation. NCBI's taxonomy places the organism in Eukaryota, Metazoa, Arthropoda, Insecta, Hymenoptera, Braconidae. Gene Ontology annotation, cellular component: chromatin silencing complex; nucleolus; rDNA heterochromatin. The annotation marks the transcript as partial.